This is a messenger RNA of Leptosomus discolor (cuckoo roller), 549 nucleotides long. The record is from RefSeq and is a predicted model, not a curated record. Lineage: Eukaryota; Metazoa; Chordata; Aves; Leptosomiformes; Leptosomidae.
AUGGCUGCUGCCAUUGAAUCCACAAGCUUUGAGGAGGAACAGCUUUCUAACAAGAGAGAAACUAUGACGUGGAAGCCCAGAAAAGGUAAGCCUAAAAUAUUAGGGCAAAACAAAGCAGAAGAACAUUUACUGAAGAGUAUUCCAAAUGUUCUUGAUAAUGAGUCUGAACAAAGUGGAUUAUCUGAUACCUCUCACAAUGAGAAUGAUGUCAGUGGCUCUCCUGUUGACUAUGCUCAUACCCACUCUGACCUCGAAGACUUGGGCAGUGAAGACUCCAGUAUGCCCGAGGCUGUAACUUUUCCAGAGAUGCAAACUGCUUCUGUGUAUGAGGCGGAGGACUGGGAUAAAGAAUUGGAGGACUCUGAAUGUGAUCCUUAUGAUGCUGCUGAUCUCCACUGUGGAAGCUUUCAGGAAAAUAAUCUUUUGGUCUCAUACUCAUGGCAAGAGGAUUCAUUUUACAACCCAGGUUGUCACCAUGCAGCUUGCCUUGCUUUUACGCCACCAGUUAGAGUGACUGAGACUGGCCAGUUUGAUGAUGCUGAUGAAUGA